Molecule: messenger RNA, 2606 nt
Organism: Polypterus senegalus (gray bichir)
Lineage: Eukaryota; Metazoa; Chordata; Cladistia; Polypteriformes; Polypteridae
Gene: mpp4b
Product: membrane protein, palmitoylated 4b (MAGUK p55 subfamily member 4)
Exons: 21
Coding region: 660-2543 (627 amino acids)
Cellular component (GO): plasma membrane; adherens junction
Molecular function (GO): protein binding
Source: RefSeq, a predicted model, not a curated record
ACCUCUGGCAGUGCCUGUUACUAUGUGCCAUCUUCUAGUCGAGUGGAUAUCCUCUCGAGGAUCUGUGAUUGUGCUGUCGGAAUGCAGAUGGUGUGUUCUGAAUGACUUUUGCCAAUGAAUGCCAGUCCACCUGCCAGGAUGCCAAGGCUUUUUGUCCUUUCUCAGCACAGUCGAGUCCUACUGGUCUGAAGUAGCCUUGACAACAUUAGUGGGAACAUUGCAGCCAGCUUUCUGGUGGCACUCCCUUCUCUACCCACCUGUCCACUGUGACCUUUUCAUCCUGAGGUGACUUGAGCUGCGCCUGCAACUUUGAGAAGGGCCAGCAAGUGGCAGUAGAGUCCCUAAGGGUCACUGAAGUGUUUUGAACCCUUGGCACACUGCUAGGUGUAGAGGUGGCAGUGGAGUUGGUACUCCAUUAUUGGGUUUGUUCCCCACUUGUACUGCUGGGAUUGGCAUUGUGACCCUCUGUGGGACAUGCAGGCUGUAAAGUGAAUGGAUGAAGUGGUGGCCAUCGGCCAUCAAAGAGGGCGGCCACCUGAAGGUGACCAGUGACUGACACUUUCUUAUGUACAGCACGCACACAUUUGCCAGGUUGGUGUCCUGUUAGCCCAGCCAGCUGACCCGUCCUUGUCCUCGCUGCUCUCUCCUUGGCCACAACAAUGAGACAAUCCGCCCGUCUGGACGUGGCACCUUCACUGUCGCUGUGUGACAAUGGUCUGUCCCAAAUCCUGGCCAUGGUGGUGGAGGAGGUCCGUCAGUCAGUCAACCGCGACAUAAAUGGGGCAGCCCUGCUCUACAGCCUGCUCAAUGCCCCCUGGCUUCAGUCCUUGCUCAAGGUCUACGAGUGUCUGCAGCUGCAGCGGACGAUGAGACCCCCUGCUGUCCUGAAUGCUGCCCUGCCACUCACACGGGAGGUGGUUAUGGACUUGAGGCUGGUGCCCACAUCGCCCGAUGUCCGAGAGCUUCAGAGGCUACUGAUGAGUCCACACCUGCAGGCGCUGCUUUUAGCCCAUGACAUGGUGGCACAGAAAGACUAUGAGCCCGUCCUGCCACCCUUACCGUGCAACCUGCCAGAGGACGAGGAAGCCAUGAGGAUUGUGUGUCUCGUGAAGAACAAGCAACCUCUGGGCGCUACAAUCAAGAGAAACGAGGUAACAGGGGAUAUCGUGGUUGCCCGGAUCAUCCAUGGGGGUCUGGCAGAUCGGAGUGGGCUGCUACACGCUGGAGACACACUGGUGGAAGUGAAUGGCGUCGGCGUGGAUGGCUUGGACCCCGAGCAGGUCAUCCAGAUCCUGGCCCAGUCUCAGGGAACCAUCGUCUUUAAGCUCAUCCCCAUCUCUGACCGCCCGGUUUCCAGUCAGACAAUGCUAUACGUACGGGCCAUGGCCAGCUACUGCCCCCAGCAGGACCCCGCUAUCCCCUGUGCCGACGCCGGAGUGCCCUUCCGUAAAGGGGACAUUCUGGAGGUGGUGGACCAGACGGACAUGUUAUGGUGGCAGGCCAGGAAGUUGUCGGACCACUCGACUUGCGCGGGCCUCAUCCCGUCCAGCAACCUUCUGCGCAGAAAGCAGCGCGAGUUCUGGUGGUCUCAGCCGUUACAGCCCCACACGUGUAUGAAAAGCAUCAGCCCGGUGGAAGAAGAAGAUGACUCCCUGCCCAUCGAUGAGAGAUGCGUAGAGACAGAUGAAGAAGCCUUUGAAUCCGAGGAGCUCCAAGAAGAAGAUGACGAGUUUAACGGAUUCAAUCGCGGAGUCUACAUCGCCGGAUUCCACCGGAGCUUGCGUCUCUGCCGCAGGAAGUCCCAGAGCAGCCACCAGCCCUGCUACAUCCGCUGCCCGGCCAGCUGCUACAGUGCCGUGGCAUCACCGUAUGAGGAGGUGGUCCGGUACCAGCGACACCCCGAAGACCGAUAUCGGCUCAUUGUGCUCGUGGGGCCAUCUGGCGUGGGUGUGAACGAGCUGCGGAGACGGCUCAUCGAAAUCAACCCCCAAACGUUCCAGGGUCCCGUUCCACAUACAACUCGCCCGCCUAAGAGUUACGAAGAGAUGGGAAGGGAGUACCACUUUGUGCCCAGGGAGACGUUUGAGCAGAUGGUCUACAAUCACAGGUUCCUGGAGUUUGGCCAAUACAAAGGUAACUGGUAUGGGACCAGCGUGGAGGCGGUGAAGGUGGUCCUGGACAGCAGGAAGAUCUGCAUCAUUGACCUGGAGCCGCAGGCGAUCCAAGGCAUGCGGACCCACGAGCUCAAGCCCUACAUCAUCUUCAUCAAGCCCCCCAGCAUCAGCCAGAUGAGGCAGACGAGGAGGAGUGCCCGAAUCGUCACUGAGUAUUACACCCACCGGCCUUUCAAGGAGGAAGACCUGCAGGAGAUGGAGGAGGCGGCCAGGAGGGCAGAGAGCCAGUACUGCCAGUUCUUCGACCACGUCCUCGUCAACGAGACCCUGCAGAAUGCCUGCGUGCACCUGCUCACCGCUGUCCGCCGGGCACAGGAUGAGCCACAGUGGGUGCCCGCCUCUUGGCUACGGCCAGAGUCUCAGUCGUGACUCGUCCCACCCCUGGCAUCCCCUCUGACUGUCUGGUAGGCAAUAAAGGAAAGAGCAGAGUGA